Molecule: messenger RNA, 1982 nt
Organism: Phytophthora infestans T30-4
Lineage: Eukaryota; Oomycota; Peronosporomycetes; Peronosporales; Peronosporaceae
Product: Crinkler (CRN) family protein
Exons: 1
Coding region: 1-1539 (512 amino acids)
Molecular function (GO): ATP binding
Source: RefSeq, a predicted model, not a curated record
AUGGUGAAGCUGUUUUGUAGCGUUGUUGGCGUGGCGGGAAGCGCGUUCCCUGUGAACAUCGACGAGCGCGAGUCGGUGGGAGACUUGAAGGAUGUGAUCAAGGCGAAGCAGCCUGAAACGAUCACGGUAAAACAAGCCGACAAACUGAAGCUCUUCCUGGCGAAGAAGACGGACGGCACGUGGCUGGAUGGGGCGGGCGUGGCAGCUAUGACGCUCGACGGGGAUGGACAUCCGCAAGGCUUUCAGCAGAUGAAUUCUACAUUGUGGAUCAACAAUGAGAAGCACUUUGGGAAGAGCUUUAGACCGGCUGAGGGCGACGUUCACGUGCUGGUGGUCGCUCCCAAGAUCGACUCAAAACGCCCAGCAGAUGAUGAGCUUAUCGCGGCCGUGAAAAGAACGAAGACCGACGAAUUUGCAAAGCUAUCCGUGAAAACAGACGAAUAUCAGCUCGACAGCCUGACUGCGACGCAAGAAAGUGCCACUCCGGUUGUUCGCACACCUGACUUGUACAAGUUCUGGCAAGGAUUUGGUGGAUUUCCGCCGUAUUAUUUCGUUCGGAAGGAAGAAGUGGUGUUUUGGGAGGUGAUUAAAAAGUUCAAGUCGACUAUGACAGAAAGAAGGAUUGUGAUUGUAGGCUCACCGGGAGUCGGAAAGUCCUGCUUCCUCCUGCUUAUUGCGUUCUACUUGGCGUGUGUGGAGAAACGAGAGGUGCUUGUAAUUCGAUGCCUGAAAGAAAGCGAACGUGCGAACGCGGUGGUGUAUUUGAAUGGAGACGGAAAAUACGCACGACUAACGGAUGCCCUACCGAAACAUAUAUACGCGAUGCGCCGUCAAUUUCCGAAGGCGAUCGUUCUUGUUGAUGGCUACCGGCAACGAGAAUUGACGGUACCCAGCCAAUUGGUACCGUUUCACUUUCUCGCGACGUCGUGUCAGUUCGAUGUGAGGCAAGAUGACCAGUCACGCCUUGUGGUUUUGCCGGCGUGGCGCAAAGCAGACCUGCUGACAUACGCGCAGCAAACCAACUGGGUGAUCGAUACUGGCUUACGCAAGAUCUUGCAUUCGGUGAAGGACAAAACUGUGCCAAUACUAGUUGAAGAGCAGUACUACUACAGUGGUGGGAGUCUACGUGAGUUUUGUAGGACGCGUGAUGAACUUCAAUCCCGAGUCGUGGAUGAUUGUGCAGCAGUGAAAAGUGACCAAGCAAACGAGCUGAUGUGCACUUAUGGCGGUGGUAAAUCUCAAAACCAAGUGGACCGACUUCGGCGUCACUACAUCGACGACUGCACCAAGGAGGAGCACUAUCGGCGGCGUAUUCACUGGACGCUUUCUGUCGACUCAGGGUAUGCGCUGAAACUGUUGGGGAAGAACGUGAGUAUGGAAAAGCAGCUAGAGAUCUACACGUAUGCAAAAUCUAUUGGUGCCGGCUUCCACGGCGUCGUAUUCGAAGUGUUGCUUCACAGUGCAGUUCAAUAUCGCAAGCCCGUUGUUUUGAAGAUGCGGGAGGGGGCGAAAGUGAGAAAGCGUGCCUCGCCUGCUUGACCACACUGGAGCAGGACACGUACUGGUGCCCGGACUACCCGUUUUUUUCCUUUCAUUGACGCAGUGACCACGUGUAAAGCAUUCACAAGAGGAAAUGAAAGCUCCGAGACAGUCGUGGCUUACAUUCAGGUGACGAUUUCAAGCGAGAAAAAAAUCAUGGAAAAGAAGUUAACUGACCUGAACAUAACGCUGGAUCAAAACAAAUCGCUAAAAGGAUAUAAAGCGCGUGUUUGUGGUAGCUGGCCCUGACUCCAGUGUGUGCGGGAGAUUUGAACUCCAUGAUGCGCCAGACACAUUUAUUACGAUGGUGGGCCGAAACUGCUGGAGCCUAAGCAAGAUGAGAUGGAUGUAGAACAGUUAACUUGACAGAUAAUCAUUGGUCAAAUGCCUGAGUCGGUUGGGUCUCAGAAUUUUAAAACAAGAUCAAGAAUUUUCAUUUCCUU